This is a messenger RNA of Staurois parvus, 263 nucleotides long. NCBI's taxonomy places the organism in Eukaryota, Metazoa, Chordata, Amphibia, Anura, Ranidae. The record is from the annotation of a GenBank genome assembly.
AGUUCAAAUCAGGGGCGGACUGACCAUUUGGAAACUCGGGCACUGCCUGAAACCCCGGGGUCAGUAGGGGGCCCCAUGAGAUGCCCCUGGUACCUUUUUCAUAGGAUUUUUUGAGUUUGGGCAAGGGCACAAGGGCCCCAUGAUCCCCUAUUGCCUUGGGGCCCCAUGAGUUGUCAGUCUGCCCCUGGUUCAAAUUUAUUACUGUAAUAUGUGACAUCACGCUGUGAUAGAAAAUACAACAGGUAAUAUAUGAAGAGCAUCAU